UAUCUUCAGAAAAAACACAUAUCAAAUAAACUACUAACGGAAGGCACAUCACAUAUUUUCAAAGUUCGUCGGACGGAAAGUAAGACAUGGGAUGUGGAUAUUCAUGCCAAUGUGAGGCAUUGGCUUAACAUGUUUGGUUUUGGAGGCGUGAUCGAAUGUGGGAAGUCGAUGAAGGUCGACAACGAGCUUAUAACUGCUUUGAUUGAGCGUUGGAGGCCGGAGACACAUACUUUCCAUCUACCGGUUGGAGAGGCGACAGUCACCCUAGAAGAUGUGCAAGUCCUGUGGGGCUUGAGAGCGGACGGUCGUGUUUUCACAGGCCGUGACCAUCAUACCAGAUAUACUGAUUGGCCCAGCAAGUGCCGAGAUUUGUUGGGAUGGAUACCCGAUGCAGCAUCAGAGACAAAGCAAGGCGGUAUGCUGAUGACCGCUCUGAUCAACCAAACAAGGAUACCUUUGGGUGAUGACCUACCUCCUUAUGUCUACAUCCAAAGGGCACGUAUCCAUGCCUUAAUCUUGUUAGGAGGACUGAUUCUACCAGACACUACUGGGUGUAAGGUUCCUUUCAUGUGGCUAAAUGCAUUUGAGGAUCAAGACGAUGUGAUAAAUAUUAGUUGGGGAAGUGCAGCUUUAUCGUACUUGUAUCAUUAUCUGUGCGAGGCUUCCAUGGACAAGAGGAAAGAGUUGGGCGGGCCUAUGAUUCUUUUGCAGCUUUGGGCGUGGGAAAGAAUGCCUACAUUGAGGCCGUCAUUCGUAGUAGCGCCUGUGCACGAGCCGUAUACGCCAUGUGGCGCCAGGUGGAAAGGAACUACUCAGAUAGGAAAUGCUCCUAGAUAUUCGGUGGAGCAUUACCGUGAUCAAAUAUCCUUGAUUAAACCUGGCCAGUUUGUAUGGACACCAUAUGUGGAUCGCAUAUUGCCAGACUACUGCAAUGAUGUGAAUGAGUGCUAUAUGUGCGACACUUAUUUGGUAUGUUGGUCGUAUGUCGAGGCGCAUGAGGCUGGACGAGUGCGCAGACAAUUUAAUCGAUACCAGGGGAUUCCUCAAUCCAUAGAUAGGAUGCUCAAAAACGCCGAUCAUUUGGGUAAAAAUGAUCGGCGUGGUAAGAAGGGUACUGAUUGGGAAAAGAUGCAUCAGUUCUUCAUUGGGGAGUGGGACAUGAGGUAUGAAAGGUUUCAGGCAACCGUAGAUGCCACGUGGUAUAACAGGAUUACAGUGACGUACCUAACUCAACCUGGGGGGUACGGACAACUGCUGGGAUGAACGAGUCGGCUUCGUCGAUGAGAUUAUUUGAGAUUUGGCAUAUGACUACUGAACAAGAAAUAGACCCAAGAAUACGACGAUUUCGUGAAAUCGCUAGGCAUGUCCUUCAGUCAACGAACCACGCCGAUGUCAUGGAGUACCCAACUUCCCAACACCGCGAUGUGGUCGUGCCUUUUGAACCACAAGACAUUCCACCACGUCGAAGUCAUAGGUGGGGGGUGCUCGAACUGGUGGGCACGGUAACACAAAACAGAUAAGGAUGUCGCAGCAGCAUCCCGAUUAUGUGCAACCAGAGCCUAUGAAUCCAGAGUAUGACCCACCUCAAUGGUCUUUCUAUCCAAGCCAGGAGUCGCAAUCACAGUGGGGGCGUCCCCUCUAUUCCCCAAGCCAACCUGAGCCUGAUUGGAGUCGUCGCCCAUACUCACAAAGCCAAAAUGAGCCGCAAUGGAGUAGAGAAGGAGAAGAAGAAAAUGAAUUUGAAGAAGAAAAUGAUGACCGAGAAGAGGAAAAUGAGGAAGAAGAGGUUCAGAACAUCCACGUACAACCUCGACCAGUUGCGGAGGGUUCAUCACGUACCGGGGUUGGGAAGUAUGUGAGCAAAGUGAUGAAGAGAUUUUCAUCCAGGAAGAAUAAGGGGAUUGAACCGUCGAAAUACACACCAUCGUCGUAUAAGUAGCUCUUUAUGGAAGGAUGUAAUGUUAAGUAUAUUUUGUGUACUUCUGUCUUUUUUUUUUUAAACUUUGUAUUGGUUUUUUCUUGAACUUGUUUUUCAUUAUAUAUUGUUGUUUUGUUACGUGAUUAAUGACAAACUCAUAUUUUAGUGUCA
Molecule: messenger RNA, 2089 nt
Organism: Salvia hispanica
Lineage: Eukaryota; Viridiplantae; Streptophyta; Magnoliopsida; Lamiales; Lamiaceae
Source: RefSeq, a predicted model, not a curated record